Caenorhabditis briggsae is the source of this 1680-nucleotide messenger RNA. Gene Ontology annotation, biological process: rRNA processing; positive regulation of transcription by RNA polymerase I. The coding region runs from base 1 to 1680 and encodes 559 amino acids. The transcript has 6 exons. The record is from RefSeq and is a predicted model, not a curated record. Gene Ontology annotation, cellular component: nucleolus. Gene Ontology annotation, molecular function: protein binding. Lineage: Eukaryota; Metazoa; Nematoda; Chromadorea; Rhabditida; Rhabditidae.
AUGGCUCAACCGUAUCUUCCAGCUGAGAAAUUUCUCUCCAGAAAGCAGGAUACGAUAUUGCUUGACGAGGAUGUGGUUUACUGGAAACGAAUGCAACAACUCACCGUAUUCCAAGAGCCCUCAGUUGUUAGCUCAGUUCGUAUUUCACCCAAAAAACCGUUCCACGUGGCAACGACCAGCAGCGUUCGGUUGACACUCUAUGACACAGUGGUUUGUGAGCCACUCAAUUUGUUCAGUAGAUUCAAGAAAGGUGUAUGCUCAAUUGAUUUUCGUCAUGACGGAAGACUGCUGGCCAUUGGAGGAGAUGAAGGAAAAGUAAGGAUUUUCGAUGUAGAGAAGACAACUGGAUCUAGCAAAGUUGCACUUCGCGUCAUGCAAGCAUCUCAAUCAACAGUCAAAAGUGUACACUUCUCACCACGCGGUGACACGAUCUUCUCGCUAGCCGACGAUGGAAAAAUAAAGCAAUACCGAGUAGCUGACACUGCUUACGGAGUGAACGCAGUUCCAUUGAUCGAAAUUCAAGCACACGACGACGCAAUAAGAUGUGGAGCGGUGUCGUCUCUAAAUGACCAUAUUGUAUUAACAGGGGGUUAUGAUCAUAAAGUGAGGCUAUGGGAUAUUCGAAGCAAAGAAAAAACUAUGGAGUUGAACUGUGAGCACCCAGUGGAGUCAGUUCUAUUCCUCCCAGGAGAACAACUUAUUGCCACUGCUGCUGGGCCUAUUGUUAAAAUAUGGGAUACCACAACUGGAAGACCACUAACUGUUCUUCAAGCUCAUUACAAAACAGUUACUUCUCUUCGUCUUGCCACAAACUCGACAUGUCUUCUGACCGCUGGAAUUGACAGAAGAGUGAACGCUUUCCGAACUACCAACUACUCCCUGAUUCAUUCAUGGUCAAUGCCAUCUCCAGUCCUCGAUAUUGAUGUCUCCAGAGACGAUCAGACAAUGGCCGUCGGAAUGGGAAAUCUUUUGGCACUCUAUAGAAGAGCUGAGAUCAAAAAAGAAACUACGGCGACGGCUAUGAUUGAAGACAAGCGAUCUUUGGUUAGAACUUCAGCUCCUCCUGUCAAGUUGGCUGAAAAAGAUAGAGAUUCAAGAAAAGUGGAAGUUGUUGCAAAAAAUGCAGAUAAACUGAAGAUUCCCAAAAUCGAUGGAAUGCUUUCCAACUUCAAGCACUCUGGGGUCAUUCGACUACUUUUCAGCGGAAAGUUCCGCUCGAGUGUAGAUGCAGCUGUCGUCAGUUACCUUCGAGUAAUUGUUAUGCGAGGAGCUAUUCAUAGAGCUUUGGCUGGUCAAGAAACUACUGUUCAGAAAAAUCUUUUAAUUUUCCUCAAUCACCAUUUGUUCAGAACAGAGUAUUUCUCUAUCUUGAAAGACGUCACCAUUGCCUUUUUCGAUGUUUAUGCAUCAGACAAGCUGGACAGAGAUGUCUUCAAACAAGUACAACGUCUUAGAGUGACGCUCAGCCGUGAACUUGAAGUUCAGAAGAUGAUCUCUUCUCUGGUUGGAUCCGUUGACUUGAUUGUCUCUACUACCAAAAUCAACAUCAAAUCAACAGCUGAUCUAAUUGAAGACAAUGAUGUAUUCGGAGAGCCGACAAUCAGAGCGAGAGACUUGGAUGAACUAAAACCAUCAAAAGGUGGUCCGGAGGUAGAGGAAGAACCAAUGCAGACUAAUUAA